This is a messenger RNA of Bombus terrestris (buff-tailed bumblebee), 2426 nucleotides long. Its product is annotated as E3 ubiquitin-protein ligase BRE1A. The coding region runs from base 898 to 2310 and encodes 470 amino acids. Lineage: Eukaryota; Metazoa; Arthropoda; Insecta; Hymenoptera; Apidae. The record is from RefSeq and is a predicted model, not a curated record. The transcript is spliced from 7 exons.
CUAGUAAGUAGAUAAAGAAAUGUGGUUAUUUUUUUUAUAGCAAUUCUAAUGUUGUACAUUGUAACUGUGGAACUGUAAUUUCAAUUUAUAAUAAAGAAAGGUUAGAAACGAAUUUUGACAAGUUAUAAAAAAUGUCUAAAUCAGAAAUAAUAGAUAAAACGUUACAAGAUGAGAUAAAUAAUUCUCUAGAUUUUGACGUAACGAUUCCAUGGCCCAAAGAAUUAACAGAGGUGCUAUUUUUUAAUUCGUUGCAAUGUGUAUUUUAUAAAAUAAUUAUAAUUGCAAAAUAAAUGUAAAAGUAACUUAUAUCUACAACACAUCACAGGAAAUUUUACCUGAUCACAUCAUAUUCCCAAAAGAAUUAAAUUUAUUUUUAAGGAAUCGGAUACAGGUAAUUAGGAUAAAUACAGUUUAUAGAUUUAUCAUUCUUUCAAAAUGACGUUUAUAGAAUAUAUUAAAUAUAAAAAGAAAAAAUCGAUUUUACCAUAAAGUGAAAUUAAUAUCGCAAAAUAAAUAACAGGAUUUAAUUGCUGAAAAUGGUUGUCUGCGUCGGGCACUCGAAGAGGCGGAGGAGAAAAUCCACAAAAAGCAAGGAAUUGCAGAAGGGGGGUAUUCAACAAUUUUAGGAAAACCUCAUGAAGUAGCAACAGCAAAAAUUAUCGAGCUUAGCAGAAGAUGUCGAGAACAGAUAGCCGAGAUUGAAGUUCUUAAAUCAAAGUGCAAAAAUCUAGAAGUGCAUUUAACUAACAAAGAAACAGAAUUAGAAAAUGAGCGACACGAAAGGAGACAUUCGAAAACAGAUGACUCCUCUCAGAAGAGUGAGUUAUAUUAAAGAUUUUUCAGUCGUACACGACAUUUUUAUACUGUUACAUUCUUCCAUCAUCAUUCCGUCAUAUUAUGAUCGAGAUACAGGAUGGUAUCCUUGACAAAGGUACCAAGAAUAGUCAGCCGAAGGGAGACGAGGAUCGAAUCAAACAUUUGUACGAAAAGUUACAACAGACUCAAAUAAAACUCUAUGAAUCCAAAAAUAUUUGUGCCAGUCUUAAACAAGAGAUUAAUAAAUUGCAUAAGUUAUUGUACAGCGAAAUUGGUGUAAAUGUGAAUUUGAAUAAUUUAUUGAAUCAAUCUGGAUGGCGAGGGAGAGCCGAACAGAUUCAUCUGCUGCAGCAAAAAAUAACGGAACUGCAAUCAAGAUUGUCGGAAUACGAAGGAACGCAGAAGACAUCCAUCGGUAUUAAAACGAAAUUCCGGAGUUGUAGGUUUUUAUUUAUAAGGUGUAUGUCUUGUAUAUUAGUGUCUGUAGAACGGAAAAAUUUGGAAAAUCUUCGAAAUGUUGAGAAAGAGAGGCGGCGACAAAUAGAAGAUUCAGCGAAGCAACUUCGGCAAACGGAAGUCAUCGUUGAGGGAUACAAGAGGAAGCUAGAGGCUUCGAAGGCAAGGAUAAAAGUGCUGGAGCAUGAGUUGAAUGCUGCGAAAGGAAAUAUUGCCAUAUUAAACGAGAAGAGAACUCAUGAUAAUCAUUUAAUCGAGACACUCAAUAAUCGACUUAAAACUACCGAGAUAAAACACGAAGAACGCGAGAUAGAUAUGAAAAAUAGAGCAGAGAAGUUCGAACGUGAGUACACUAACUUAAAGAACGAUUUGCAGUCGGCGCAACUUCAAAUCGAUCGGUUGCGUAGAAGACUGGAAGAACGAGAAAUCGAGAUAGAUAAGUUGAGAAAUGGAACAGUCCCGAACAUACGGGAUAUUAAAUCUCGAAAUAUUGCGCAACCUGAAGAGUUAUUAAAUAAUUUGAACCACAGUGAUCCUCCUCAUAGCGCUCGAAGUACGUGCGAACCUAACGAAUAUGUAACUUUGGCUUUUGCUGCUGAAGCUGAAAGAGAGAGACUGCUGGAGUUAAUAACAAUCCUCAACAGGCGUCUAGAUAAAGAGAGAAACUAUGCUGACACUCUUUCUAACACGUUACGCAAUGAGAAAGAUAAAUCGGCAAAGUUAGAAUUAAAGAUACGAAAAUUGGAGACAGAAAGAAUAGGGAUCGUUAAAAUUGACACUGGCUAUAAAACGAAAUUACCGAAAUUAUCGAAGACUAGUGACAAAGAAACGAAUGCUGAACAAAUGCGGCUCAAGAUGGAGUUAUUACAAGAAGAAUGCCUCGCGUUGAAAGCUAGAUUAGACACUGUGCAACAGGACAAAGCUGAGGAUCUUGCGACUUAUAAGCAGAUGCACGAGCAAGUUAGAAAAAUUUUUCACGAAGCCUGCAGAAUCAAACCACUGCCUCCCAUUGGUAGUCGUUCUGCCAUUACAGUUUAAUCAGAAUUUAAAACUUUCGAUAGCCUUCUAAGAGUCUAAAACAUUCGAUAACUUUAGCGGAGCGAAACUCAACGAAUUUAUUACGAUUGUAAAUCAUGAAAUAAAGUAUAAUGGUU